Messenger RNA from Myxozyma melibiosi, 1890 nucleotides. RefSeq lists its product as uncharacterized. The record is from RefSeq and is a predicted model, not a curated record. Gene Ontology annotation, molecular function: protein binding. Lineage: Eukaryota; Fungi; Ascomycota; Lipomycetes; Lipomycetales; Lipomycetaceae. The coding region runs from base 1 to 1890 and encodes 629 amino acids. Gene Ontology annotation, cellular component: SCF ubiquitin ligase complex. Gene Ontology annotation, biological process: SCF-dependent proteasomal ubiquitin-dependent protein catabolic process. The transcript is spliced from 3 exons.
AUGAGCUUUUUUCAAUUUGAUGAUGGCAUUGAUGAAGCCGCAAUAGAGCGGCUGCAUACUACCGAUUGGCAUUCUAUAUCGUCAUCUUCUCCGCAUUACGAUGGUCUUGACUCGUUGUUAUUUGAAGAUUUUCGUUUUCUGGAUGAGCGUCAAUUAAAUGAACGCGGUGAAUACCAUUUCUGGCUUGGGGAGCUUGCUGUCGGUAAAAAACAAUGUGAAAUUGCAUACUCGCUGUACUCAAGAUCACUACGUAUCAUGGAGAACGUGCUACAAGAAUCGGACAGCAAAUCUCCAUCUACCAUUUUCUCGGAUGUGCAUUCGGGUUGUUCAAAAGACGGGCGGCUUAUCCAAUCUCUUUUGGAAUCACAGACAAAACCCAUAUCUCUCAUGCAGAAUGCCUCAUCGUUGUGCUCUGCGUCAUCAAAAGGCUCCAAUCUCUAUAUUCCGUUCGACGUAUGGUCCUCGAUAAUCAAGUAUCUCUCUGUCUUUCAUCGCCUGAGCUUAAUGACCACAAGCAUCGAGUGGAACUCUGCUAUCCUUGCUUCGUUGAGCGCAAUCAACUCACUCGAUCUUAGAGAGAGUAGAUGGCCGCUAUCAUCAGAGAUUGUCAUACGAUUGCUUAGACUCUGCCAUGAAUCUCUCGUGGAAAUUGUCGUUGACAAUUUGAUUAUUUCUGAGAUUGAUUCCGUCAUACAAGUACUUCGAAACACCAGCGACAAGCCUUCCACAUCCCGGAUUGAUUUUCCUAAACUCAAAUCUUUGAGUAUUCUUCAUCCAGAAGCUGCUUUGAAAUAUUUGUACGUCAACAUGGAGAACCCUCAUCAUAUGCCUCACCUGCGCAAUUUUGCAAAUUUUACCAAGCUCACGUUGCCAGUGGAGGAGCCUAGAGAUAUUAUUGAGUCUUUAAUGCUGGGAGAUUUUCCAAAUCUUGCUGAGCUGAAUCUUGUUCUCAGCUACGAUGUAACGAGAAGACAGUCCAAAAUUACAUUCUUUAGUGACUUGGUUACGUCAUAUCGCCAUCCGUCUUUACGCAUCUUGAAUAUCGGGGGCUCUCCGUUCCGCGAAGAUUACAAGCAUUCGUUUCCGUUUUCAAAGAGGAAUGAACGUGCAAGAAUCUCGCUGACACUAAUCCUAUACUUGCUGCGAAUGUCUCCUUUACUGGUAGAAUUUCGCUGCACGUACAUGGAUGUAGUGAGCGAUAGUUUUCCAUCCGACGAAGAGCUUCCAGCAAAUCUGAGUCUGACUCGGCUCAAUGAACAUCUGAAAGCAUUGGAUAUGCGCUACUCUAUCUGUAGCUCGGAUAUUGAGCUGCCGGUUACUUCUGAGUUCAUUUCUAUGAGGAUGGUUGGAAGACUUCCGAUACUUGGAAAUCGUGGCUAUGUCAAUACUCAAGAUGCAGUGUCAAUACAUGACUCAAGUGACACCUUUCCCAUAAUUCAUCUUGAUAUCAGCUAUUGUCAGAGUAUACAGGGUGGCUCGUUGUACAGAUUCCUUCGCCCUGUCAGCGGAUCAUCCUUAACAACUCUAGACCUCUCGUUCUGUUCUAACGUCAAUUUUAGCGAGAGGUGCUUUGAUACAGAAGGGCUAACGCUGAUGAGAUGGCUUCUCCAAAAGUUCUUCCAACUUCAGAGUUUAAUGAUUGGCUAUAAUCAGAAUGUUAUCGAUAGAGAUUUGGAUGAUAUAGCCGAAUCAGCGCCCACACAAUUAGUGCAUCUAGAUCUUUCCGGGUGUCCAAAAAUUACAGAUGCGGGAGCGCUAGGCUUGCUGCUGGAAAGUCAUUCGUUGAAAUGUCUGAAGCGUCUUGUGAUUUUCAACAAUCCGCAGUUGUCAAGCACCGUAUUCCAGCUCUCAAGUCGGGAUAUCAAGAUUUUGGGGCUUUAUAGCGCUUAG